ACGACGACCCCCCUCACCCCUACCCCUGCCCCAGCACACCGCCCGCAACAGCUUCAGUGCCGUGGAACGCAAGGACCUGUGCAGGUCGCUCUAACCAGCCUGACCUAUUCGCCCUGCGGCUCCCUAGCUUCCGUCAGGAUUCGGGCAUAUCGUGCCCCCCCAGAAGGAACCUACACAGCCAUGUCGCGGUUUUCUACCAUGACGACCAAUGAGAGGAAGAUGCAAGCAGCCGCCAUCUGUAGGGAGGUACAUCGCCCUGAAGCAGGGAUAGACCUUGGGAAGAAGAUGAGUGUCCCUAAGGAUGUGAUGCUCGAGGAGCUCUCUCUGGCCUCCAACAGGGGAUCUCUCCUCUUCGAAAAGCGCAAGAGGCGCUCCGAGAAAUACACCUUUGAGAGCAUCCAGAAUGGAACCGACACACAGAUCAGUAAUGGUGGAACUCUUCAAACAGAGAGUCAGGAAACAACAGACAGCAACAGCUUGGGCGUGGAACAUUCGAAAACACCCCCCAACACACCUGACCCAAGCGCUGCCCCCGACCCAGGCAGCAUCGCGCCAGGUUACGGCGGACCUCUGAAGGAAAUGGAACCAGAGAGGUUCAACAGCACAUGCCUGCCAAAGUCCUACCACUCCCCCUGGGACAUGGACAUCUACCGCCAUGACCCCUCCCUGGCCAACAGCCUUGUAACCCAUCUACCAGAGCCCGAGGCCAAGACUGAAGGGCCAAGGUACAAGAGCUUCAACAGGGUGGCUACCCCUUUUGGCGGUUUUGGGGGCAAGUCCAACCGAUCGACCCCAUUGUUCAAGGCCCCCAAUAUGGACCAGAACCCCACCGCGGACCCCUGCCCUGAGCUCCAGGGGGAGCACGCAUUGCACCGGCCCACAUUUAACAGGGUGGCAAGUGGCUGGGCUGGGGCCAGCGUACCCCUCAUCCUCCCUACAGUGGUCCUGGACCCCAUGUCAAUCCCAGAGUCAGAUGACCUUUGAACCACCUCUGGUGGUUGUUUGAUCUUCCAAGAAGCAGCCCGGUUUUUCUACCCACAAUAAGUGCUUGCGGUGGAAAGGGUCAGAGCGAUGGAAGGAGGCCUUUUGGUUUCCAGCUUAGGGCAAGUUGGCUACGUUUUUGUGGCAAAAACACAACAAAGGUGUUCUGCCCGAGUUUAAAGUGCACUAGAAAUAACUCAACUACCUAGUAAACACUAGCUAGAGUUACUAAGUAUAUAGAAACUAAUAUACAGUGUAAGAUAGUUACAUACUGUACAUUGAUAUGUAUAAGAAAUUAUAUCUGUCUGAUGACAUUUGACUACUGGUAUUAGUUGCUUUUAAGCUAAAUAAAAUAAUGUCACAUCAGG
Esox lucius (northern pike) is the source of this 1349-nucleotide messenger RNA. RefSeq names its product myozenin-2-like. The coding region runs from base 181 to 984 and encodes 267 amino acids. Gene Ontology annotation, cellular component: Z disc; actin cytoskeleton. Lineage: Eukaryota; Metazoa; Chordata; Actinopteri; Esociformes; Esocidae. The record is from RefSeq and is a predicted model, not a curated record. Gene Ontology annotation, molecular function: telethonin binding; FATZ binding; actin binding. The transcript is spliced from 6 exons.